Peromyscus eremicus (cactus mouse) is the source of this 6690-nucleotide messenger RNA. RefSeq names its product tubulin gamma complex component 6 (gene Tubgcp6). Gene Ontology annotation, cellular component: gamma-tubulin complex; equatorial microtubule organizing center; spindle pole. Bases 320 to 5953 code for a protein of 1877 amino acids. The transcript has 25 exons. Gene Ontology annotation, molecular function: microtubule minus-end binding; gamma-tubulin binding. Gene Ontology annotation, biological process: spindle assembly; meiotic cell cycle; cytoplasmic microtubule organization. The record is from RefSeq and is a predicted model, not a curated record. Lineage: Eukaryota; Metazoa; Chordata; Mammalia; Rodentia; Cricetidae.
AUGACGCCAUAGCGGCGGGAGUCCCAGUUCAGCCGACUUGGGCUGACGGGCCAGCCAUGGGACGCGCGCGUUCGGUUGGCAAACUUGUCACGGUCCGUAAGACCCGAGGACGAGCGCCGGGUGGCGGCUGAAGGACGCGGCGUGUGGCCUCUUGCACCGAGAAACCCGAGGCGCCGAUGCCUAGUUCCCAGAUGGGAAGCGUCGGGCGGUCGGCCCUUCGGCCCUGGCCCACCUGCGGUCGCUCUGGUUUUUGAGAGCGUGAAGUGCCUCGCGGGUGCAAAGUUUCCCACUCGGGGGUCCAGGCCUGAGAAGAGUGGAUAUGGCCAGUAUCACCCAGCUCUUCGAUGACCUCUGCGAGGCUCUCCUACCUGCUGCCCAGGCUCGCCCGGGCCAGCGCAGCGUGAAUAGGAAGAGGGCAAAGCUGAGCCUUAAGCGGGUAGCCUACAAUGCUCUUUUCGCAAAUCUUUUCCAAGAGGAGACUCAUCAGCGCCAGCCCGACUCGUCGAAGCUCCCAGUGAAAAACAAGGUCCUCAUGCUGUCCUUUGAUUUGAGGGUGGGCGGCUUGGGGCCAGAGGCCGACCGUUUGGAGGAGCUUGUGGAGAAGCUGGAAGCAACCCCUGGCUGUCCUCUUGUGGAGGUGGAGUCAGUGCUGGACCUCUUGGUUCAGCUGGCAGGGAGCGGCCCUCCUCAAGUGCUGCGGAGAAAACGGGAUUACUUCUUUAACAACAAGCACGCAGGCAGAAACGUACCCUACAGCGGCUACGAUUGCUAUGACCUGAGUGUGUUUGAAAUGGACGUUCGGUCACUUAUCUCUGGAGAGGAGUAUUUGUGUCAUAACAUGGUCCAGGAAGCAGUUCAAGUGAUGGAGGCUGCCCCAGGCACUGGCCUGCCCACUGUUGGGCUCUUCUCAAUUGGUGACUCUUGUGGUGACAGGUUUGAGAGAGACACCCGGGUCUCACUCUUUGGUGCCCUUGUGCACAGCCGCACAUAUGACAUGGAUGUGCGUCUGGAUCUGCCCCCUGUGCCGGACAGCGCAGACAUUUCUGGACUGGCCAUUAAGGUCCCACAGUUUGUGGAUCAGUGGGAAGAUGAAGGGUUCCAAUCAGCUUCCAAUUUAACUCCUGACUCCCAGUCUGAACCAAGCAUGACCCCGGACUUGGACCUGUGGGAAGCUGUGCUCACAUAUGAAGCCAGCAAGCGGAGGUGCUGGGAGCGCAUUGGAUGCCCCCCUGGUCACCGAGAGGAGCCCUACCUCACCGAGGCAGGGAGGGAUGCCUUUGACAGGUUCUGCAGGCUCUGUCAUGGAGAGCUACAGGCCCUCAGUGGGGGUCUACUGCAGGCCCCCAAGCCUGUGCUGGUGGAGGAAAGCGAGCUGGUGAAAGACUCGCUGAAUGUUCUGCUGGGUGUGGUGUCUGCUACGUUUUCUCUUUGUCAGCCAACACAAGCCUUUGUAGUGGAGUUGGGUGUCCACGUGUCAGGUGCAUCUCCCGAGAGCAUCAGCAGCAUCCUUUCAGAGGUGGCCGAGUAUGGAACCUACUACACACGCCUGAGCCACUUCUCUCUACAGCCUGUCGUAGGCUCCUUGUGCAGCAGGGGCCUUGUGUUCCAGGCCUUCACCAGCGGCCUUCGGAGGUACUUGCAAUAUUACCGGGCCUGUGUUCUCUCCACUCCGCCUACCCUGAGUCUCCUCACCAUUGGCUUUCUCUUCAAGAAACUGGGCCGGCAGCUCAGGUACUUGGCUGAGCUUUGUGGUGUUGGCACUGUAUCCCUGGCAACCAGUGGAGAACCCAGGCCUGUGUUCCCCACUGGAGUGAAGCUUCUGUCCUACCUCUACCAGGAGGCACUGGAUAACUGUAGUAAUGAGCACUAUCCUGUGUUGCUGUCCCUGCUGAAGACCAGCUGUGAGCCCUACACACGGUUCAUCCAUGAUUGGGUGUACAGUGGAGUCUUCAGAGAUGUUUAUGGGGAGUUCAUGAUUCAAGUUAACCAUGAGUACCUCAGCUUCCGGGACAAGUUUUACUGGACCCAUGGCUACGUGCUCAUUUCCAAAGAGGUGGAGGACUGUGUUCCCGUGUUCUUGAAACAUAUUGCCCAUGAUGUGUACGUCUGUGGGAAGACCAUCAACCUGCUCAAGCUCUGCUGUCCCCGGCACUAUCUCUGUUGGUCUGACGUCCCUGUUCCUCGUAUCUCGGUGAUCUUCUCUCUCGAGGAGUUGAAGGAGAUCGAGAAGGACUGUGCUGUCUACGUUGGGCGGAUGGAGAGAGUUGCCCGUCACAGCUCCAUCAGCAAGGAGGAAAAGGAAUUACGUAUGGAAAUUGCAAAACAAGAACUAAUUGUCCAUGCCCGGGAAGCAGCAUCUCGGGUCCUGAGAGAGCUGAGUGACCGGCAGAUGUCAGAACAGAUGGCUGUGGACACCAGGAAGCGAGAGCAGUUUCAGCGGCUGAAGGAACAGUUUGUGAAGGAUCAGGAGCGACGCCUGGCGGCUAGACAAGAGGAGCUAGAUGAUGAUUUCAGCUAUGCCCGUGAGCUCCGUGACCGGGAGAAGAGGCUCAAGGCCCUGGAGGAAGAGCUGGAGAGGAAGGCCAGGCAGGCACUGGUUGACCAUUAUAGCAAGUUGUCUGCAGAGGCAGCUCGCCGAGAGCAGAAGGCCCUGUGGAGAAUCCAGAGGCACCGGCUAGAGAGCGCACGCCUCCGUUUCCUCCUGGAGGACCAGAAGUGCAUUCAGGAGAUGCUGAGAGACAUGGAGGCUCACCCGCCCCAGGAGCCGCUGAGCGUGGUCCCAAGCACCUGCUCUCAGGUCCCAUCUCCAGAUCCUCAGCAUGCAGAUGAAGGCCAUAGCUGUGAUCUGGGGUCUGCAGAACUGCAUUGGGAUCAUCCAAGUCCACCAAGUGCAUCAACACCAUCAGCCCUCCAGUCUGCAGCAGAGGGAGCUGAUGACCCUGGUGCUGGGCAGGCAGAGGGAGCUGGGCCAUUCUCUCCUGGUCUCAGCAUCACAGACUUUCUGCCCACGGGCCCUGGGGCUGAACAGCCUGUGGAUAACACUGGAGCUCCCUUCUUAGAGAUGGCACUGCAGACCAUCUGUUCAGACCUGUCCCCUGUAACUCCUGGGCCAGCACUCACAGCAGCUGGCUCCCAGCCUACCCAGUCAGAGUAUGAUUUCAAUACCAUCCUGAGGCCAGCUAUGGCCACCUCCUCUUCACCAGGACCCUUGCAGGAUGUCCAAAAGAGUUUGGACAGUGAAAAGCAACAUCUAUUGGGGGACAUGCCCACAAAACUGGAUGCAUGUGUCCAUGACAUGCAAGAGACUUUGCCUUGCCCACAUCCACUCAAGCAUGUCACUUCUGAGGAGGGGACCUUCCAGCCUGUGGGGCAGCUUCUUGAACACAUAUCAGGGACUGCUGUCCCUGCAGAGAGCCUUGCUUCUGGAAUGGCUCCUUGCCAGCCACUUAGCAUUUCCAGAUGCGUGUCAGAUGCCAGCACCAAGCAGGGGGACUAUAUGUCAGACGUGGCUCUUCCUCAGCCACAGUGGAACAUCCAUGGACAUCUGUCAGAUGCCAGCACUGGAGCUGGGGAGAAUGUGUCAGAAGUGGCUCCUUCUAGGCCACGGUGGAAUGUCCGUGGACACGUAUCAGAUGCCAGCAUCAAGGUUGGGGAGAAUGUGUCAGAUGUGACUCCUUCCCGGCCACGGUGGAACAUUCAUGGUCAUGUGUCAGAUGCCAGCAUCAAGGUUGGGGAGAAUGUGUCAGAUGUGACUCCUUCCCGGCCACGGUGGAACAUUCAUGGUCAUGUGUCAGAUGCCAGCAUCAAGGUUGGGGAGAAUGUGUCAGAUGUGGCUCCUUCUCGGCCACGGUGGAACAUUCAUGGACACGUGUCAGAUGCCAGCAUCAAGGUUGGGGAGAAUGUGUCAGAUGUGACUCCUUCCCGGCCACGGUGGAACAUUCAUGGACACGUGUCAGAUGCCAGCAUCAAGGUUGGGGAGAAUGUGUCAGAUGUGGCUCCUUCCCGGCCACGGUGGAAUGUCCACGGACAUGUGUCAGAGGCAAGCAUCAGGAUUGGGGAAAAUGUGUCAGAUGUGGCUCCUUCCCGGCCACGGUGGAACAUUCAUGGACACGUGUCAGAUGCCAGCAUCAGGAUUGGGGAGAAUGUGUCAGAUGUGACUCCUUCUCGGCCACGGUGGAAUGUCCACGGACAUGUGUCAGAGGCAAGCAUCAGGAUUGGGGAGAAUGUGUCAGAUGUGACGACUCCUCGGCCACGGUGGAAUGUCCAUGGACAUGUGUCAGAUGCCAGCAUCAGGAUUGGGGACAGUGUGUCAGAAGAGGCUCUUCAACCACAUGGAUGUACUCAGCCUCCCUUGAUUCUGGAGGAGCCCUUGCCAGAAGCUGAGCCUGAUCCACUCAGGCCCCAUCAGUGCCCUCCUGCCUGUGUGUCCCCAUCAGGCCUUCAUGUGGAAGCACAGAGCCUUGUUCAGGAAAGUGGGCCACAACUACCUGGAGAAACGAAGCCUACCAUCUGUUCUAGCCUUGGCAGCACAGAAGAAUGUAGCCUACAGACCAAGCCCCCUGUUGUGGCUGAGCCUAGCAUGCUGGGAAAUGGCAUCCCUGAAGAGACAGGUCCAGGGAGGAGUAGGGAUGCAGAAGACCUCUCUCCAUGGCCUCCAAGCUCACAGGAAGAUACAGCCCAAGGCCCUAGUGAGGAGGUCUCGGACACAGAGGCUGAGGCCAGACGCUGGGGCAAGGAGCAAGCCUAUUUGGCAGACCUCACAAAGCUCUACCACCUGGAGCAGUACCCAGACAGCUACGAAUCCAUGUCAGAGCCUCCUGUGGCUCACCUGGUCCAUCACAUGCUCCCCCAGGCCUUUGCUUUCCCCGUGGACCCCCAAGUUCAGUCAGCGGUGGAUGAGACUGCAGUGCAGCUAAGUGAGCUGCUCACGCUGCCUGUGCUUAUGAAGCGCUCGCUUACGGCACCUCUGGCUGCCCAUGUCAGCCUGGUGAACAAAGCUGCGGUCGACUAUUUCUUUGUGGAGCUGCACCUGGAGACACAUUUUGAAGCACUGCGCCAUUUCCUGCUGAUGGAAGAUGGAGAGUUCGCGCAGUCCCUUAGUGACCUGCUCUUUGAGAAGCUCGGGGCUGGACAGACGCCUGGGGAGCUGCUCAACCCACUGGUCCUUAACAGCAUCCUGAGCAAGGCACUGCAGUAUAGCCUCCAUGGGGACACUCCACAUGCUGCCAACCUGUCCUUUGCCCUCAAGUACCUGCCUGAGGUGUUUGCCCCGAAUGCGCCGGAUGUGCUGAGCUGUCUGGAGCUCAGGUACAAGGUUGACUGGCCCCUCAACAUCGUUAUCACCGAGAGCUGCCUGAACAAGUACAGUGGCAUCUUCUCCUUCCUGUUGCAGCUGAAGCUCAUGAUGUGGACACUCAAAGACAUCUGCUUCCACUUCAAGCGCACAGCCCUCGUGAGCCACACAGCUGGUUCAGUGCAGUUCCGCCAGCUGCAGCUGUUUAAGCACGAGAUGCAGCAUUUCGUGAAGGUCAUCCAGGGCUACAUUGCCAACCAGAUCCUGCAUGUCAGCUGGUGCGAAUUCAGGGCCCGGCUAGCUGUAGUAGGUGACCUGGAGGAGAUCCAGCGGGCCCAUGCCGAGUACCUGCACAGGGCUGUUUUCAGGGGCCUGCUGACCGAGAAGGCGGCACCAGUCAUGAACAUCAUCCAUAGCAUCUUCAGCCUGGUGCUCAAGUUCCGUAGCCAGCUCAUCUCCCAGAGCUGGGGCCCGGCUACUGGCCCCCGAGGUGCCGAGCACCCCAACUUCCCGCUCAUGCAGCAGUCCUAUAGCACCUUCAAGUACUACUCCCACUUCCUCUUCAAAGUAGUGACCAAGCUUGUGAACCGUGGCUACCAGCCCCACCUUGAGGACUUCCUGCUUCGAAUCAACUUCAACAACUACUACCAGGACUCCUGAGGACAGACAGGACCGUGGUGCUGCAUCCCGUUUGACCUGGCUACAGCAGUGAGCAUCCAGACAGACCUGGAAAAGCUGCUUUAUUUAGAGGCCUGGGAGAUUGAACAAAUGUCAGGCCCAGUCCUUUGGGGCAAGAUGCAGACAGGCUACAAGGCUUAUUCAGCCCUGUUUGCAUCGCUUAUAAGCAUGAGACUGAGUUCCUCUAUUGGCGUGAAGCACCAUGUGCUGGGGGCAUGUUGAGUGCUAGGCCAGGGCAGUGCUGCUAAGGUGGUCUCAGACAGAGACGGGUCAGGUUUUGACUGGAGAUCUCUGCCAUCAUGGAGAGACCGUGAGGGUAGGGAUCCCAGUGGUCUCAGCAACUCAGCAGCACUGGGGAAGCCUCGGGAGACUCCAGACAUGUGGAGGACACCGAGGCCUUUAUGAGGAUCAUGUUACACAGAGUUCUGCCGCCCAGAGGGGUGGCCUGCUGCUGUAGGAACACUGCUCAUCAGUGGUCCUUGCCGCUGCUUCAGGGCCUGUGGCCUCAGUGGCCACCUCUUCGCUGUAGUAAGGAGACUCUAGCAGCUUCAGGACACGGCGCACCUAGAGAACAGGUGAGAGGAAUUGGGAGUGGGGCAUACUUAAUGACCGCUCUUCCUCCCGGGACAUAACAGGCACAGGUGUGUGCUUACCUCGGAAAAGUCUCCGUUUUCAGCAGCUUCAAUGGCAUUCUGUGCAAUAUAGUUCCUUAGGAUGUA